AUGUCACAUGACUUUAAAUGUGAGUGGUGUUAACAACUUGACGACGUUAAAGUUUCCUAAAGGACGGUGUUAAAAUUUAACGUAAUGCAAUCGUCGCGCAGAAAAAAAUCUGUCAAAAUCCCAUAAAAUGGCUUCCAAACAGCAGGAAUUAGAUAUAAUAGAGAGUUGGGAGCAAAUUGAGGAAACCGAAGAUAUCGAAAGGAAAUUAAACAAACUUAUCCCGUCCAAGAGUUUGGCCGAUACCAAAACUAACAAAUUAAACGGUACAAGUAUAGGGAUCAUCUUAACCGGAGAUGAUGCUUUACGAUCGCAAUAUGUACCACCAGAACCCACAGUAAAGAUAUUAAAACGACCGACGAAUAACCAAACCAAUAACGAUGCGAAAGUGUUUCAACCGAAGAAAACGUUAAAAGAACGAGAACAAGAAUAUGCGAAAGCACGACUUAGGAUAUUAGGAGAAGCCUCUUCUCAUGAGAAAGACGAUGAGAAAAUCUGCAUACAAAACAAAUUGAAAUCAAGUGAAAGUGAAAAUGUUUUAAGACAACCUCGAGGUCCAGAUGGUACGAAAGGUUUUACGAUACGCAGAUAGUAUUCUGUGUAUUGUAUAGAAACGUUGAUACGUUUAAUAAAUCUGCAACAAUUUUCCUUUUUUUUUAAAGACGUCUUUAAUGUUUAUAUUAAUAUAUAUACGUAAAAAUGAACAUUGAGACCGUUAAGAAAAGCCAGUCAUUUUGUACAUAUAUACAUAUUUAAAUUUUCUUUAAUUCGAGCUCUCUUAAUAUAAAACAUAAGAUUUUUCAUUUUAAUCAAAUUUUUUUUGCAUUUUUUUAAGCGUCGUUAAAACUAUGUAAUAGGGUACUUUUUUUUUAGUUUAAGAUUGCGUUAAUUACGAUAUUUUUAUUGAACGUGAUAACGAUCAUGGCUUGGCGAAGUUGCUUCAUAAAAACGAUGAAUUAUUUUUAAGGAUCAAAAUCAAAAUGUUUAUGAGGCAAUAUUUUACUAUGAUUGCUGUGUUUAAAAUUAUAAUACGGUGUGAAUGUGUUAAUUUGUAAACUAAAUAUAAACUAAAACAUUAAAAUAA
Messenger RNA from Onthophagus taurus, 1081 nucleotides. Its product is annotated as SUZ RNA-binding domain-containing. The record is from RefSeq and is a predicted model, not a curated record. Lineage: Eukaryota; Metazoa; Arthropoda; Insecta; Coleoptera; Scarabaeidae.